Messenger RNA from Tetrahymena thermophila SB210, 816 nucleotides. RefSeq names its product GCN5-like 1 domain protein. The record is from RefSeq and is a predicted model, not a curated record. Gene Ontology annotation, cellular component: BLOC-1 complex. Lineage: Eukaryota; Ciliophora; Oligohymenophorea; Hymenostomatida; Tetrahymenidae. Gene Ontology annotation, biological process: endosomal transport. The transcript has 4 exons.
GAUCUAUCCUUUUAUUUCAUCAAAAAAAUAUAUACUUAUUGCAUUUUUAUUGAUAGUCUAAAAAUAAGUAAGUUCAUUUUAAAACAAAAUGAAAUAAUAUUUAAAAUGUUUCAACAAAUUCCACUGAGGUAAUCUAAUAAAUAAUCAAACAGCUCAAAAUUUUAAUGUACUGCAAUAAUUACUUAAAUAUUACUAUGUAAAUAAAGUCAAAUAAUAUAUAAAACGCAUUUUAGAAAGAUAUUUUCAAUUAAAGUAAAGCAUAUUAUUUUUUUAUCACAAUUUUAUCAAAAUUUUUAGUUAAGAUAUUAUUUUAUGUUUGACGGAAUUCUCAAAGAAUACGAAAAGUCUAAAAAGACUGUUGAAAAGGAAAAUGAACUUUUAAAGAAGGAAAUAAAAUUAUUGUCUGAAAACAUAACUAAAAAAGUUCUAAUUGGAGUGAAUAGCGAUGUUUAAGUUCUACACAGCAAUCAAAAAAUUAUAGAAAAAGAAACUAAAGAGUUAAAGUCAGAAGUUAGUAAAUUUUAUAAGGAAGUUUAAUCAUGGACUGCAUUAUAUGAUGAUUUGAAUGGAGCAUUGAAAGAAUUAGGAGAUGUCGUUAACUGGGCAGGUAUUAUCGAAAAAGAAUUCAAAAUUAUUGUAGAAAAAAUGGAAGAAUAAAAAAUAAAUAAAAUAUAAAAGCAGUAAUAAUAAUAAUAAUAAUAAUAAAAAGCAAAUUAAGAUAGUUAACCUAAAAAUGAAAACCAAACUUAAGAGCAAUAGCAAAUUCCUUAGCAAUAAUAAUAAAUCCCUCAAACAGAGCAAAAGAAAUAAGAAUGA